CCAUUGAACAUCACAUACUGUCCAUCAGCUCUGAAGCAUGCCGCGCUCAGUUCUGAUCCUCUGGUUGGCUGUACUGUGGGCCAUUGGUGCAGCAGGAUACCGAGGAUAUUCCUACGGAACAGGCGAUGCUGUGCACCUAAUUGAUCAGUACAAGGGUUACUCCUCAGGCACGCAUGACCCUUACAUUCCUGAUGACUACGGCAACGGUUACGACAGUUAUGGAGAUGGGUAUGUGCUAGAAGACUACGGGAGUGAUGACAACGUGGCCUACGUAUUGGUGGAUGAUCGGGAUCCAUAUGGCCAAUACGGUGCUGUAUCGUAUGCUCCUUACGACCAGUAUGGCACAUAUUAUUCGGAAUACGAACCUUACGGUGAUGACAACGCGUAUACUACAGAGGACGGUUACCCGUUGGCUGCUUAUCACCCUGAAGAGACCUACGGUUCGUACGAAAAAUAUGAUCGUUAUGGAGCAGAUAUGUACGGCGGCUACGACAAACCAACGCCGCGUGUGAAAUAUGACACGUACGACAAAUACAAAGGUUAUGAUGAGUAUUUGCCAAGCGGCAAGUAUGAUGACUACGAGGAUUACAAUUAUGACAAGUACGGAGCGCACGGUGAUAAAUCGGACAAGCUGUACGACAAUGCCUAUUACGGAUACGGCGGUCAUGAAGGCUAUGGUGAUAAGUAUGAUUCCUACGACGCGGAUCAUGAUGAUUACGACUACAAACCACAUCCCCAUUAUGAGUACGAAGAUGGAAAAUAUGAACCAUUAAAUUGGGAUGAUUACACCUAUGCGGAACCGUACGGAGCCUAUGGAACAGUGGGAAAAGCUGAAAAGUACGAUUCCGACGGUGGAUACACAACGUACGAAAAGGAGUUCGAAGUACAGAAAUACGGAGAUAAUGCUAAAUACGGCGGGUACAAUGACUACAUUUAUGCAAAAUACAAAUCACCGAUUGUUGAUGAUUCUAAGGCAUAUCGUCAUAAGUAUUAUUCGAUGGGCCAAGGGUACAAACGGUUCAAACCUCGUGUAUCCGGUAAACAUUAUGAUACGUAUGAUGGGAAGUACGAUGGAUUGAUUACUUAUGGGCCAGUUCACACAAAGAAGCAUGAAAGUGUGUACGACCACUAUGACUAUCAACCUCAAAAAUAUGAUGAUCAAUAUGACAUUAAGCCGACCGAUGGUUAUGACUAUAAACCAUAUUACGAAAGUGUAAAUGAGAAAUCUGCCGAGCAUUACGGCGAGCACGACGGACAUGGUGAAGGAAAAUUCUACGGUGCUUACGACCACUAUGGCAAACAUGAUAAGUAUGGACACGACAGUCUGCAUGGAGAGUACGGGACAGAUGGACAUCUGCAUGUGAACGACAAACUCCUACACGAUGAUCGGUACAAGAUGUAUGGUGGGAUUCGAGGAAAUGGGAAGAUGUCUGGUUUCCAAGAGUCCGAGAAAGGCUUAAAGUACGAGGAAGUAACUUCAUUCCAUCAAGGUGGGUCGGUGGAUACUUACGGUAAACACAAGAAACGCUACGGAGGAUAUGACACACAGGGCAAAAUCAAACAGUACGGUGACGAGUUCUUACGGCGGAAACAUGCCAUCCAAGGCGAACUGAAAGCCAGAGGUAAGACUGGUCGCUACAGUGAUGAAGAUGCGAAGGCCAAAUUCUCACUUCAUACAAGAAUUAGGGAUUAUGGAAAAGAAAACCAAUACGGCAAUCGCAAGAUCUAUGGAAACAAGCGGGGAGGAGAGGAAACCGAGUUUUACGGUGAAUGGAAGGGUCACGGCGGUUUUGGUUCUUAUGACAGAGAAAAAGGUCACAGAGACCUUGAUGAUUACGGAACCUACUAGUGUUUGGUACAACAGGUACAAUGUGUAUAGUGAU
This is a messenger RNA of Dicrocoelium dendriticum, 1883 nucleotides long. The record is from the annotation of a GenBank genome assembly. Lineage: Eukaryota; Metazoa; Platyhelminthes; Trematoda; Plagiorchiida; Dicrocoeliidae.